AUGGCGACCCCCAGGUUUUCUGUGUUGGACGAGAGCGAGUUGUCGGACAUAUUGGAGGCAAACGACAAUUGGAACACAAAAAAACCAUAUGGAUGUUCAAUGAUGUCAGUGGAACAGGGUUCAAGUUCCUGCUCCUCAGAAAGUUAUGAUGCUCAGCCAAAAGACUUUGGCCUACCUCCCCUGGGCUGUAGUUCUCAACCAAAGCACAACAAGGAUACAGAUACAAGACUUGUUCUGCUGCUAAAAUCUGGAAAGGGGGACCAAGAUGAAGAUCCUUAUCAAAAGUUGCUGACUAAUGCUGGUUUUAAUACGGUCCUUUGCCCUGUACUGACCUUUGACUUUUUGAACCUUGACCUUUAUGAAGAUCAGUUAUCAAAGCCAGAUGAAUAUUCAGCAAUUGUAUUCACCAGCCAACAGGCUGUGAAAGCAACGGAAAUGGUGCUAGACUCACUGUCAGGUGAAGGGAUGCAGCCCCUGGAUAGGUGGACCUGCUUUGUGGUUGGACAGGCCACUGCCACAGAAGCCAGGCGUCUGGGUUUCCUGCCCCAGGGGAAGGACAGUGGCAGUGCUGAGGUUCUGUCAGAAAUUAUACUCAAAGAUGUAAGACCUAAAAGUAAGCCUAUUCUGUAUCCAUGUGGAAAUUUGAAGAGGGAUACCUUACCAAAAAAGAUGAAAGAAAAUGGUGUAGAUCUACACGAGGUUACAGUGUAUCGGACUAUUCCAAGGGAUGACAUCGAAAAAUGUAUCCAUGACAUCGUGAGGACAGAGGGUACCCCCAGCUACAUGGUAUUCUUCAGUCCGUCUGGUGUGGAAGCCACUCUUCCAGUCCUUGAGUCGUCCUGGUUUGCAAAAGACCAUGUGAAGUAUAUUUCCAUUGGACGGACUACCAGUCAAGCGAUGUCGAACCACCUGGUGCCAGUUACUGGUGUCUGUUCACAUCCAGACCCACACAGUCUUCUUGAAACAAUACGAACAGAUAAUAGACCGGACAAGCCAUAAUUUAACACGUAAAUAUCGAUAUAUUCAUAAGUACAUUAAGGAUUGCACUCCAUCGUUAGAGGAUUAUCUUUAUUUAUUACUUGAUAUGUUUUAUUUAUAUAUAUUUGAAAUUCAAUUUUAGUUUUGUUAGAUGUUGAAACGUUAGGAACGUUAACCAUAAUGCGUACGUGUUGUGUACGUGCAUGUCAUGCUUUGUUAAUAGAAGUUUAUACUGUUAACAGCUUUACUUGUGAUCAUGUGUAAAACAACAACAUGCCUCUAUCAUUGAUUGUAAACUUCCAAUUACGAGGUUUAUCUCACACACUGUGUGCUAAUCAUGUGUGGGGUUCAGUUGUUGUCUUUUUAUACCUACGAUUAAUUUCGGAUUUUGUCUUUGUGUGUUGGCAAAUGCGGUAUCUUUGUUUUCUUGUGUUUAAGUAUAUGUAGAAUACCAUAAUUUCUUAACACAAAUAAAUUCAAAUUUAUUGAUGCAUGUCAAGCAAUUAAUACGUUCUCAUUGUAUGCAUUGCUUGCCUGUAUAUCGUCAUACCGCAUCCUGACAGCAUACAUGGCUUCUUAUAUAUCCAGAAGUGGACUGACCUAUAUUCCACACAAUUGACCGACUUAAAACAAAAGUGUUCUUAUAAUUACCAUCCAUAUCAAUUGAAGACCUUAUCAACAGGUCGUCAAAGCAGAUUAUCUUCCUUUAUCCGAUGCCCUGUAAUUUGCUGGAUCAUUUUUGAACACGCUGUCUAUAUUCAACAUGCAUUAUGACUAUAUAUCAGGGAAUAAUUGCGGUUACAUUUACAACAAAAUGUGGCUUUCCUGGCCAAAAUAGUCUUCGAUUGUCCGACUUAAUUGAUACCUCUAUUCCUGGUUAGUAUUGGUCUCCUGUGCUCGAUGUUGUAUAGAGUAUAUUUAGAGGAUGCCAACUCGGCAGGACAUAUUGAACGACAAGCUGUAUGUGGAUGACAUUUCAUGAAGCUAAAACAUCGAUAAAAAGAGAGCCUUUCUUCACAAAUCUCUGGAGUGACAGUUAGCCUGCGAUACAUAACACUUCCACUUAUCUGUAAAUACCAGAUUUGUGUAUUUAAUACACAGCAGUAAUAGUGCCACACUGACUCACGCCAUCAGAGACUUACAUAAGGCAGUGUGAACCUUGAUGUGAUUUAGGUUUAUCUCAUUAACGACAAUCGGUACACGUGCUCCUGAACUUUUAUUGCAUUGUUGUAUACUUUACAGAUAUUUUAACUUACUUAUCGUUUUUAGACAGUGCUAUUUAUUGAAUUAAAUUUAUUAAAAAUCUACCCUCGACAUCACAUUACAUUAUGUCAAUUGUAUUGGUAUUAUUCAAAAUUGCAUUACUUCGUAAAAUAAGAUCCGUUUUUGUUGAAUGUUUGAAACUGAACAUAUCGUUGGUUUAUGUAUUGUGUUCACAAGAAUCGAUUUGUUUAUAUCUUCUCUGUAUAGAUCGACCUCUAUAAAGGGUAAAUUGACAUUCAUUUUCAUUAUGGUGUUUGUUAAAAACUUGCCAUGUGUGACGUUUCACAUGGCGACCUCUUUGAUAUACCGUAUGAUACAAGCAAAUGACCUACCAUCGAAUUUUAAAUUACACAUUAUUGUUAAGUUAUCAGCCUGCAUAGACUGUGUAUAAAACCAGGCAUUGUGAUGAAGUUGGAAUUGGUGUAAAUGAUUUAGUUAUAACAGAGAAAUUUGACGCAAACAGAAAUAUAUUAGCAUACACCUCGUACAAACGUCCAUAACAUAAUUUGCUAAUAUAUGAGAAUGCUACACAUCAUAGAAUAGGAGACAUAACGGGAUUUCGACGAACAUUGUCUGCCAAAUUAGCCUUGCGCGCCGUGUCUCUACCAAGGUAAUGUACCAGCACUUGAGAGCAUUGCUUGACCGACUUCUGACAACGUUGUUGUGUGGGACAUGUCCUCGUGUCACGCUGGGAAUUACAAAUAGUGUAGUUAAUCGUUGUCGAGGAUUUAUCAAUGUGUAUCCACUGUCCCCCUAUCCCAGAUGUGUAAGGGAUACUUUAUUAUCUAAAUGUAUCCUCCCAAUGGUUUAGUUGAAUGACAAGCAAUUUUACCAUUUGGGAACUUAUUUAUCAUGAUAAGAAACCGGAAGAUAACAGAAUGCUAGACUUUUUUGAAUAAGCAAUAUUGGGCUAGUAUGAACCGCGCAAUUCUCUAAUCAGUUUGUAAUACACUGUACAAUAUGAUGAACAAAUGCAUUGCAAUGUCUGAUUUGAAUGUUUAUAAUUAAAAGGAUGUAUUUCAAUCUUCUUGUCCGUCUGCCUGUGUCAGUCUGCCUGUUCGUCCGUAUUCCGUAGACAGCUAAAUUGUCAAGAUAUCUACCUCUUAACUACCUGACUCAUUUUCAACGGAACGUUUUACGCAUUACCAUUAGCUAAUGCAUUUGCACCAUUCGCGUUUAGGUUUAGGGUUUGUGUUAAACUUUUCAAAAUAAUCGCACUUUUAACCAUGAAACAUCUAACGUGACCUUCAUUAUCUAAAUUCCAUUAAUUCCUCUUCUGACUUAUACAGUGUAACAGUACCACUAUAGCCCAGAUCAAAUGAUAUAAAGAAUGAUCGAGCGAAACUUUGAUAAUGGUCUGGUUGAGCAACUGGCAUAGCCAGCGAUAAAACAUUGUUUUAGAAAUGAUUCCUGUGGGGUCCAUUAUCCAUGUGUACCUUUUAGUUCGCAUUCCAAUGGUUGGUAGGGUUACCUCAAAAAUUUGGACCCGUUUCUUUAUGGAUACUAUAAAGACCGCCAGUAACUACAUGCCCAGCUUAAUCAUUGCUGUAUGGAUGUAUAAAAUAAAAUGGCUAUAGUGCACAAUAAGGAGAAACGUACUCCACACGUUGCAGAAUUUAACGAUGUUUUAUGUACUUACUCAAAUAUAUGUGGAAUGUUGCAUAUUGUCAAUGUCAGCGACUAUAUCGUUUACGUUGUUUUCUAAACAUAUCCAUUUUGUGGUAAAUGUUUUGAAGGUUGUGUAUGCUUAAAUUCGAUAAUAGAUUUAUGAGUACAAACCUAUGCGUACUGAUUUAUUCAACUAUUUUGAAAGAAUGUUAUUUUCCUCUGCAUUAUUUUUUUCCCCCAAAGUGUAUUACAUGUAUCUAUUCCAUUAUUUAACCAUCAGUCUAUGCUUAUAACAUUUAAACCUGUUAUUACGUUGUUUAAUUGUGAAUAAUGCGAUUCUAAUGACGUUUAUUGUUUCGUUGUACUGUAAGCGAUUUUCUUUUUUAUUCUUGAAAAAUAUAGAUUUUUAUGAUGACAUGUAGUCUACUAAUAUGUAUCUGUGAUUGCCAUGCUAAGUGCCAAUUGGUUAAUGUAUUCGAUGUAUUUAUUUAGCAUGCAUCUUUGUUGAUUAGUUAGUUUAUCCUGUGAUGCUGAUAUUUGUUAGCUUACGACCAUAUAUAUAUUAUAUUUGGUCAUUAUGCUGAUUUGUGUGGUAGCGGCAGACAAUAUGUAGAGCUAUGGCCGUGCUCUACAUUUACAGUGUAAGCUUGCUGCCAAUAAAUGAAUGCAUUCGCCACGCCUACAAACGCACGAGUUUAAAGCCAAAUCAAGCGAAGUUAUAUGAAAUUAAAUGAUAUACGCCGAGAUCUUGUUGCAUGGUUUUCUGUUCAUUAUAUGUUCAUUCCCUUACUAUCCGAUAAAGUUCGUUACUUUUA
Molecule: messenger RNA, 4664 nt
Organism: Mizuhopecten yessoensis (Yesso scallop)
Lineage: Eukaryota; Metazoa; Mollusca; Bivalvia; Pectinida; Pectinidae
Product: uroporphyrinogen-III synthase-like
Exons: 9
Coding region: 1-999 (332 amino acids)
Biological process (GO): uroporphyrinogen III biosynthetic process
Molecular function (GO): uroporphyrinogen-III synthase activity
Source: RefSeq, a predicted model, not a curated record